Molecule: messenger RNA, 824 nt
Organism: Capsicum annuum
Lineage: Eukaryota; Viridiplantae; Streptophyta; Magnoliopsida; Solanales; Solanaceae
Exons: 2
Coding region: 17-538 (173 amino acids)
Source: RefSeq, a predicted model, not a curated record
ACAAAGAUAUGCUAACAUGAUUUCCUUCCUUACUUCUUUGCUAAUUAUCCUUGUAAUAUUCACCCAAAAUAUUAAUGCAGUCGAUUACACGGUCACCAACAGGGCCGCGAACACCCCUGGUGGUGCCCGUUUCAAUCGAGACAUUGGUGCCCAAUAUAGCAAGCAAACAAUGGCAGCUGCCACUUCCUUCAUAUGGAAGAUCUUCCAGCAGAACUCUCCAGCUGACCGAAAAAACGUGCAAAAAGUUAGCAUGUUUGUCGAUGACAUGGAUGGAGUAGCUUACGCUAGCAACAAUGAAAUUCAUGUUAGCGCUAGGCACAUUCAAGGUUACUCAGGUAAUGUCAAGAGAGAGAUCACUGGAGUAUUAUACCACGAGAGCACUCACAUUUGGCAAUGGAACAAAAAUGGACGGGCUCCUGGAGGAUUAAUUGAAGGAAUUGCGGAUUAUGUGAGACUCAAAGCUGGCUAUGCACCUAAUCAUUGGGUGAAACCAGGGCAGGGUGACCGAUGGGAUCAGGGCUACGAUGUGACCGCUUGAUUUCUCGAUUAUUGUAACAGCUUGAGAAGUGGAUUCGUGGCACAACUAAACAAGAAAAUGAGAACCGGUUAUAGUGAUCAGUUCUUUGUUGACUUGCUGGGAAAGACUGUUGAUCAACUUUGGAGGGAUUACAAAGCUAAAUUUUGUGUCGAAAUAAAAAAUAUUAUCUAAUGCCUUUGUACGAUUCAAGGCUAUAUGUAUCAUGAUCUUGUUGAAUAACAGUAAGAAAAUAUAUAAUAAGAAUAAUUACAAGGGAUUAUCAAGAACCUAUCUCACUCAUGUGACU